Molecule: messenger RNA, 1560 nt
Organism: Dermacentor silvarum
Lineage: Eukaryota; Metazoa; Arthropoda; Arachnida; Ixodida; Ixodidae
Product: cholinesterase
Exons: 7
Coding region: 1-1560 (519 amino acids)
Biological process (GO): acetylcholine catabolic process; choline metabolic process
Cellular component (GO): plasma membrane
Molecular function (GO): acetylcholinesterase activity
Source: RefSeq, a predicted model, not a curated record
AUGCUGAUCGUGACACUCCGAAAGGGACAGGACGACAAUGGUCACGUGCUUGCGGUCGGUCACUUUGGCACGUACUAUGGCACCAGGUCCGUGGUGUCCGGUGUGGCCGUGGGUGCUUUUCUGGGCGUGCCGUACGCCGACCCUCGCACUCUGCGCUUCGGAGCACCCGUGCCUUGGUAUCGCGAGCAGGAGAUGUUCGACAACACAGCGUCCGCACCGAGUUGCGCACAGGCGUCACCAAGCCUUGAUGAGAUGAAUGCGAGCACAUCGGAGGACUGCCUGUACCUCAACAUCUGGGCUCCGGCCUGUGGAUCUCGCCCAUGCAGCGGCAAUAGGACGGUCGUCGUGUUCAUUCACGGCGGCUUUUUCCAGACGGGCAGCAACAACGACCCUCAAUACGACGGCCGUGCCCUGGCCGCCUUAGGUGACGUUGUCGUCGUAGUUCCCAACUGGCGGCUGGGCGUGCUUGGAUUCCUUAGCCUGACUGGGAACGACGACGUGCCCAUCAAUGCCGGCCUGCUGGACCAGGCCGAGGUACUUCGCUGGACGGCGAAAAAUGUGGACGCCUUUGGUGGCAACAAGUCCGACCUUGUGGUCGUCGGCCAUGGGUCCGGCGCCUCUGCUCUCGCUUACCACCUGAUGUUGGGCCAGGGUCUGAGUGACGUCGCUCCCAUCCUGAAGGUUGCUUUCAUGAGCGAGAGCCCAAUGACCAGGUAUCCGGUGCCGAACCGAGGCCGGGAGAGCGACUACAGCGAGUACGCGAACGCGUCGGUGCGACAUCUGUGCGAGGAGGCAGAGCAGAAUAAGUCGAGCUUGCUGACCUGCCUGCGCCGGCUUCCAGUGGAGGAACUCCUGCGAAGGCAGCGUGGAGAUCCGCGAGAGCUGCCCCAGUUCUUUCCCGUGCUGCCCGUGAUGUGGCCGACCACGUUGUGGAAAGAGCUCAAGGUGCCUCGCAACGUGACGGUUCUGCUGGGAUUCUCAGAGUACGAGGGGCCAGACUUGAUGCACUUCUUCCAACGCUUCUUCCGCCUGGGCGAGGAGCGAGACCUGCGCGAGGUUGUGCGUUCCAUCCUCGCGGUGCUUCGCUUCUCGUCCGCUGAAACCACGGCCAUCCUGGAGCACUACCCUGAGGGCGAUGCGAACACCAGCUGGGUCGAGCAGCUGUUGUCCGACCUGCUGGCCGUGUGUCCGGUGCGCUUCUACGCUGAACGCCUGCGCGCCUCGGGCAACACCGUGCAUGGCUACGUGCUGCAUUGCAAGAACGUAAGCGGACCGUGCAUCCAACCGCCAAGGGACUACGCCACACGGCUGCUUUUCGGGUCCCCUCUGGUGCUGGACACGUCGUCUCCGGAGGAGCAGGCGCUGAGCCAACGUGUGAUCGGGCGUUGGGCGCAUUUCUUCAAGACUGGAUGGCUCGCUCCGCCAAUGGGCUCAACGAAGGAAGGAGGCAUUGAUAUGGACAUAAUGUCGCUAACGCACCCUACGGCGACAUGGGCACCGGACCUGCGUAGAGAAGAGUGCCACAAACUCCGGCCCUACUUCUCAGCUUUUAUGGAGUGA